Molecule: messenger RNA, 3506 nt
Organism: Centropristis striata (black sea bass)
Lineage: Eukaryota; Metazoa; Chordata; Actinopteri; Perciformes; Serranidae
Gene: fsip1
Product: fibrous sheath interacting protein 1
Exons: 11
Coding region: 3-1226 (407 amino acids)
Source: RefSeq, a predicted model, not a curated record
CUAUGGAAAUUAUAAGAGGUAGUUUAGAUGAUAUUUCUCGACCUGCGUCAAGUGAACAAACAAGCAGCCGUUUGUCGAGUGAUAGAAGUUGUCCAACAACUCCGUUUGCCCUCGUUGUUUUGACCAAGGAUGCUGCUGAUAUUCAGAUCCAGAACAGCUCUGAAGAACCCAUAAUCAACUCCUCAGCCAGGGGUCCUGACAAAGGUCAGUGUCACAUUGAAGUGACUAAUGAAGAAAAAGAAGAUUCCAGACUACAGGAAGCCAUUAAAGAAAUGAGACGACUUGAUGAAAUACUGUCUGCAAAGAUCUGCAUCGAAAAGGAAGUAAAGCGUCAAAGGAAAGAACUUCAAGCAAAACUCUGGCAAGAGCUGCAGCAGAAUAGGCCCGAAGGCCACUCUGAAUGUGCCCAAGAAGCCAUGAACACAAGGAUGUUUUUGGCUCUGGAAGCACCUACUGUGACAGAAGAGGAGGACAUCUUUGUACCUGUGUUUGAAACUCAGGUUCCUGACUGUGAGCACAACAUAGAGAGCCAAUCCUUGGAGCAAAGUGAAAGGAGCUCAGAAAGCUUAACAGAAUCAUUUGAACGAGGCAGUGAGGGGACAGGGGAAGAGCAAUUUGAAGGCAGCCACUGUGGAGCUUCCAAAGGCAAGAAAAAACAGAAGGACUUUGUAAGGAGAAACAUUGAGCUAGUGAUCGGUGAGGGAGACCAUGUGCUUUUGACUCAGGCGGAGAAAGAGCGUCUGACCGAGCUCCUCCGAGAAGUAGACGAAGAGGAAGAGGACAGUGCCAGAGGCGCAGACGGCGAGGAGGACAUGUGGGCUGUGUCAGUCCUGACAGGUCAGGGUUACACCCCGGAGCCCUCUGUCCUUGAGCAGCUGAUUGACAUUGACUCCAAAAUUCGAUUUCUCCUUCCUGCCGAGGAAUUUCUCUCAGUUCAAACCUCAUACACGAACCUGAGCCUGUCCCAGGGCCGAGGCUCAGAGGUUGGCUGGAAGUGCGAUGGGGACCCGCAGCCAGGAGAGAAGGUCCUGCAGGAUAUAAAGGAGAGGAGAGGGCAGGAGAGGCGGCUCCAUGAGAUCCAACAGCAGCUGGAGAUCCUGAGCCAGGGCCAAGAGAUGACUAAUGAGUCACCAGACCUAACUGAGGAGCAGUUACUUAGUCUGCUGGAUGAAUGUCAGCUGACAGAAGAGGCUGCAGUGGGCUCAAUUUUUAAGGAAAGAUCUUAGGAAUCCAUUGGUUCCAACUAUGUCAUGAUAUCAUGUUGGAAAGGGGGGGAAUAACGCGCCAAAAAUCUGACGAAGAGAAAUGCAGAAAUCUCCAAAAUGUUCUUCCAAAUGUUGAAACCAAAUCACAGCAUUACUUUUUUAUGUUGUUCCAAAGGCCUUGGUGUAUUGAUAUAAUAUUCUGGAGGAAUUUUGACCAUUUUUAUCCAUUCUCACAUUUAAAAAAAUUGCACCAAAUGUGUAUAACAAAUGCUAUCAACCCCAAAAUUGCUGCAACAAUUUAUGGGACAUAGUUGAGCUGAAAAUUAUGAUUAAGAUUCUCUUAUUAGUCCCACAAUGGGGAAAUUCAACCUCUCCAUUUAACCUGUCCUUUUUACACGCAACUGACACACCAUGCUAGGAGCAGUGGACAGCUCAUUACUACUAGUCCCUGCACACAGCCUGGGAGCUGUGUGGGGCAAGGGCAAGGGGUUUUAAAAGAAAAUGAAAAACCAAAUCAAUCAAUCAAUCAAUCAAUCAAUCAAUCAGUCAGACUUUAUUUGUAUAGCAUUUUUCAUGCAAGAGAGAUGCAGCACAACGUGCUUUACAUAAAAAAGGAGAAAGUAAUAAUAAUAACAAUAAUAACAAAACAUAGAAACAAGCAAACACCCUCCACCCAUCCCCAACCCUCCACCCCUGACCCUCCAUCCCACCCAUCCCAUUAAAAGCACAAACUGAGGAAGCGCCAUCUCAACAUGGAGCAGUGAGGAAACACUGGAAGCAGGUUAGAAAUUAAUUAGAUAAAAUAAAUAAAAAAAUAAAGUAAAUAAAUAAAAGACACUAACACUAAGAUGCAUGAGCAGAAAAAUCUCUAACAAUGGUUCAAGUAAAAGCCAAAUUAAAAAGAUAAGUCUUAAGUUUGCUCUUAAAAAUAUGAACAGUCUCUGAUGCUUUCAGGUCUUCAGGGAGGCUGUUCCACAAAUGUCCACAAAAAGGGGGAAAACGACGCCUCACCGUGGGUUUUUGUUCUAACUUUUGGUAUUAUUAAAAGGCCACUCCCAGAAGACCUGAGGGUCCUUGAGGCUUCAUAGGAUAAAAGUAAAUCAGAUAAAAAGGCUGGACUAAGACCAUUAAGAGAUUUAUAAACCAGUAAAAGAAUCUUAAAAUCGAUUACCAAAACCAACCUAAUCUCAAUCCCUUACCUAAAAUUCAGAAAAUGAACACUGACCUUGGAAAGACUGCUUUAAACUGCAUCUAGUCAAAAUCUUGAUUAAUUUUAGCCUUGCCUGUUUCAAACUUGUUUUUAUUGACUUAUUACUGUAUUUUUAUUUUUUUUUAAUUUCCAUGACUGAUAUUGUACAUUUUAAAUUGUUUUAUGUUUUAUUCAUACACUUAUGUAAUCAGGUCUCCCUUGAAAAUUAAAAUAUUAUAUUACUAUAAAAUAAAGGCUUAUGUACUGUAUGUGUGUAGCGAUAACUAAUGGGUCUUAUAUACAUUUUACAAUGUGUGAGCACUGGGGGAAAAAAGUUAAAAAAGUUAAAAAAAAACGUAUACUGUAAUAGCAAACUGUGGAUGAGAACUGUUCAUUUUUCUUUCUUUCUUUUUUUUUACCCUAAAUGGUCUCCAUGUUUUCAAUACCCAGCUGGAUUGCGUCCCAUUGUUUUUAUUUGUGUUUAUGGCCCCUGCAUGAGGAAACAGAGCAGCAGGGCCACCCUUUGUAUUAACCUUAGUCUAAUAGAUUGGGACAGAAAAUUGCUGCCAUUAAAUCUAAUAACCAGGUACUGUGGCCGCAGAAUGUUCUACUGCGCACAUAAACAAGUCUGAACGCUAGAUUGUAUUAACGUAAGCCCUCUCCUAUGAAAUAUAGUAUGUCUGUGUUAGUAAUGUGUGGCUGUUAAUGAGCACAGAGAUCCUUUAGCAUUCCUGUCAUUCCAGCCUCUAUAGGUGAUCUGCUUCAGAGCGUGUCAGAUUAGUAGGAUCCUCUGAAACUGGACCCUGUGUGACCUCUUUCCAGCUUGAUUUUCAUUAAAAAAAAUAGGAUUCCACUGACAAAAGAUGACCAGCUUUGAGAAUGAUGCUUUUUUUUGGUUUGUUUGGGCUAUUUCUUGAGCUGUUGACAGUUUUCUUAUUUGCAAAGUUUGAGUAGCAGGUCUGCACCUGGCUGACCCCAGCCCUAAGGUCCUACUUUUUCUCUCUCUCCCUGCUCUGGACACCUACAGGCCUGCUCACCUCACUCUUCACCUCACCCAUGCAUUCUGACCCCGUCUAAGCGGCAGGAAUUAUCUCACAUUCCUCUGGACUGAA